Symphalangus syndactylus (siamang) is the source of this 847-nucleotide messenger RNA. Its product is annotated as small ribosomal subunit protein eS4, X isoform-like. Gene Ontology annotation, molecular function: structural constituent of ribosome; RNA binding. Lineage: Eukaryota; Metazoa; Chordata; Mammalia; Primates; Hylobatidae. The record is from RefSeq and is a predicted model, not a curated record. Gene Ontology annotation, biological process: translation. Gene Ontology annotation, cellular component: cytosolic small ribosomal subunit; ribosome.
UUCACUACGUGCACCGGAAGAUGGAGGUCCUCUUUUCCUUGCCUAAUGCAGCCAUGGCUCGUGGUGCCAAGAAGCAUCUGAAGCGGGUAGCAGCUCCAAAGCAUUGGAUGCUGGAUAAAUUGACCGGUGUGUUUGCUCCUCGUCCGUCCACCAGUCCCCACAAGUUGAGAGAGUAUCUCCCCCUCAUCAUUUUCCUAAGGAACAGACUUAAGAAGAUUUGCAUGCAGCGGUUCAUUAAAAUCGAUGGCACGGUCCGAACUGAUAUAACGUACCCUGCUGGGUUCAUGGAUGUCAUCAGCAUUGACAAGACAGGAGAGAAUUUCCAUCUGAUCCGUGACACCAAGGAUCGCUUUGCUGUACAUCGUAUUACACCUGAAGAGGCCAAGUACAAGUUGUGCAAAGUGAGAAAAAUCUUUGUGGGCACAAAAGGAAUCCCUCAUCUGGUGACUCAUGAUACCUAACCCUGACCCCUCAUCAAGGUGAAUGACACCAUUCAGAUUGAUUUAGAGACUGGCAAGAUGACCGAUUUCAUCACGUUCGACACUGGCAAGCCGUAUAUGGUGGCUGGAGGUGCUAACCUGGGAAGAGUUGGUGUGGUCCCCAACAGAGAAAGGCACCCUGGAUGUUUUGACCUGGUUCAUGUGAAAGACACCAGUGGCAACAGCUUUGGCACUCGACUUUCCAACAUUUUCACUAUUGGCAAGGGCAACAAACGAUGGAUUUCUCUUCCCCGAGGAAGGGAUAUCCGCGUCACUAUUGCCGAAGAGAGAGACAAGAGACUGGCGGCCAAACAGAGCAGCGGGUGAAAUGGUCCGCGGGUGACAUGUUAGAUCUUUGUACGUAAUUA